This is a messenger RNA of Anopheles arabiensis, 2358 nucleotides long. RefSeq names its product leucine-rich repeat-containing protein 40 (gene f-cup). The transcript has 7 exons. Gene Ontology annotation, molecular function: protein binding. NCBI's taxonomy places the organism in Eukaryota, Metazoa, Arthropoda, Insecta, Diptera, Culicidae. The coding region runs from base 241 to 2112 and encodes 623 amino acids. The record is from RefSeq and is a predicted model, not a curated record.
CUCGCCUUGCCCUGCGGGGUUUGGCUGUGUGUGCGUAGGCAUUUGUUUGUCUUGCGUUUUGUUGUGGUUUUUCCGUUCGUUGUUUUCCCCCAGAAGAAAGAGGGGGUAGCGGACGAAAAGGGUCUCCUUUCACACCUUGCACAGAGUUGUGGGCAGGCGGGCUGCAAGCCAGUGAAAACGCGAUAAUCGCCUACUUGUGCUGCUGGAAGCUGGUGGUGCUAAGGAAAAAUCAGCCGAACGAUGAAGGCCCACCGACAGAUCCCCGUCCGGAGCCGGAUCCGGCAGCAGGAGCUAAAUCCCGUGUUUCACUUUCAGGACAAGCAGGAGGACAACCAGAUACUUACGCGGGCUCGCAUCAAGCAAGCGUUAAAGAGCGGCGUGCUGAAUCUGUCCGGGAAAGGACUAGCAACGGUGCCCGAAAAGGUAUGGAAUUUGAGCGAUUCGGACGAAAACGAGAAGGAGGUACGGUACGAUCUGGAGCGCACCAACGAUGAGGAAAGCUGGUGGAACCAACGGUCGCUAACGUCGCUCGAUCUGAGCUCCAACACGCUUACUACGAUCAGCGAAAACAUACAGAAUCUUGUCGAUCUUACUGUGCUGAAUCUACAAGAUAAUGCACUAACAAGUCUGCCGGCCGGGAUCGGCGCCCUAACGAAGCUAACGAAGUUCAGCGUCGCCCGCAACAAGCUGACCGAGCUGCCGGAGAGCUUCUUUCAGCUGAAGGAGCUGAAGCACCUCAACCUGUCGCACAAUGAGUUUGCGGAGAUGAACCCAAACAUCAGCGAUCUAAUCAUGCUUGAAACGUUGGAUGUUUCGUUCAACAGCAUUAACGCUUUGCCGGGUGGCGUUGGGUUUUUGGUCCGGUUGCAGCAACUAACGCUGAGCAAUAAUCACUUAACGGAGCUACCGAACGAUAUCGUCAAUUUGCGCAAACUGCAAAAGCUCGAUCUUGCCAAGAACGACCUAAAGAAGCUGCCCCCGGUGAUGGGUGAGCUGCGCCGGCUGGAGUGUUUCUACGUGCAGCACAACGACAUCGACGAGCUGCCCGACUUUACCGGCUGCGAGGCGCUGAAGGAGCUGCACAUUUCGAACAACUACAUCAAAACGCUGCCGGGCGAUUUUUGCGAAAACUUGCCCCAGCUCAAGGUGCUCGAUCUGCGCGACAACAAGAUCGAGAAGCUGCCGGACGAGAUCGCGCUGCUCGCUAGCCUGACGCGGCUCGACCUGUCCAACAACACGAUCAGCAGCUUGCCCUCCUGCCUGUCGACGCUGGCCCAUCUGGUGAGCCUGCAGGUGGAGGGCAACCCGAUCCGGUCGAUCCGGCGCGACAUUAUACAGUGCGGCACGCAGCGCAUACUGAAAACGCUGCGCGAGCGGGACGGCACGGGCAAGCCGGAUGGGGGACAGAAGGGAGCAACAGCGGCGGCGUCGACAGCGGUGGUGAAAAAUUCCCUCUUCACGGAGAGCACCUUCCCGGAUGUGUACCAGAUGCGGAAGGGCCGUGCGUUGAUCGUGUGCUCCAAAGCGCUGGUCGACAUACCGGAGGCGGUGUUUCUCGAUGCGCUCGAAGCGUGCGUGUACAAUGUGGACAUCAGCAAGAACAAGCUGGCGGCCGUACCGUCGGGCAUAACGCAUUUAUCGUCUCUGCUAACGGAGCUGAACGUGAGCUUCAAUUUGCUGCAAACUGUGCCGGCCUUUUUCUCGCAGUUUGACAAAAUUAGCUACCUUAACCUUUCCAACAACCAGAUGACCGAUCUGCCGGAGGUGGUGGGCCUGCUGGUUACGCUACGCGAGCUUAACGUUAUCAGCAACCAGCUCAAGCGCAUCCCCGACUGUGUGUACGAGCUGCGCGGGCUGGAGAUAUUGCUUGCCAGCGGUAAUCAGAUCGAGGAGAUAGACGCGACGGAGAGCGGGCUCGGUGCGCUGAAGCGCCUUGCCACGCUGGAUCUGGCAAAUAAUAACAUCAAGCACGUACCGCCGGUACUGGGAACGCUGAAGAACAUCACUACGCUGGAGCUGAUUGGUAACAGUUUCCGGCAGCCGCGCCAUCAAAUAUUGGAAAAGGGGACGGAAUCGAUCAUGUCCUACCUGCGGGACCGUAUCCCACAGUAGUCCGACCGUGGCUAGUCCCCGUGCCAGGCGUCCGAGUGCACAACUUGUAGUGGCAUUACACGCGCAUCACGUUAUUCUUAGAGCAGCUUCUUCGCUAUUUUUUUUUAUGAUUCUCUCUUCUAUUUGUGUGCGCGCUUGCACCGUUUGCACGCAUCGUUUACAGGGCCAUAGGCGGAGGAGGAGGAGGAGAAAGCAAUUGUGUACCAAAAAAAGAACAAAAAAGAUUAAAUAUACGUUUUAACCCUA